AUGCAUCUAUCUAUUCAUCUAUCUAUCUAUCUAUCAUCUAUCUAUCUAUCUCAAUGUGUUCUAUCUAUCUCAGUCUGUUCAUAUCUAUGUAUCAUAUCUAUCUAUCUAUCUAUAUAUAUAUAUAUAUAUAUAUAUAUAUAUAUAUUCAGUCCGUUUCUAUCUAUCUGCCUGUCUGUUCUGUUCCUGUCUAUCUAUCUAUCUAGUCUGUUCCAAUUCAUCUAUCUAUCUAUCUAUCUAUCUAUUUCAGGUUUUUUUGUUUGUUUUUUACGUCCUCUCUCUCUCUCUCUCUCUCUCUCUCUCUCUCUCUUCAUCCCACCAUUACCUCAUCGCUGUAGCUUUCCUUACCCUCACCUUUUUCGUCCACCUGAUUCCAAUACGCGUUCUACUACCCCCCGCGCUCGACCGUCCCCCCUCGUCAAACAAGCAACUCCCUUCCUCUCUCUCUCCCCUCAUUUUCCCUUUGAUUCUAUCACUCCCCAACCCUUUUGUCCGCUCGAAUCACGGUAUUCUUUUUCGAUCAUGAAGUCUCUGUUUUCACAUAUUAUUUAUCUGUCUAUCAUCUAG
This is a messenger RNA of Acanthosepion pharaonis, 564 nucleotides long. Lineage: Eukaryota; Metazoa; Mollusca; Cephalopoda; Sepiida; Sepiidae. The record is from the annotation of a GenBank genome assembly.